AUGGUUGAGAUUCAUGAGGAAAGUACUACUCGUCAUGAUGGUUCCUCACCACCAUCCAGUAGUUCACCUUCUGGCGACAGUCCAUCAGCGACGCAUUCUUACGUGCGAGGACAGUCAACAUUAGCAGAUUUCUUGAAAUCCCGUCAAACAGAUGUUAUUCUUUUCUUGACAAGAAUUAUAACUGUCUUAUGUACGUCAUAUUUUAUUUUACCGUUCGGUGCUCGAAGUUCUCAAUACUCAGCUUAUUCAAAAGCUUUCGCAGCUGCUGCUGCUACAAAUGCUCUUCGCGUACAUCAACGUGUUGGAGGACUGCGUUUCACUCGGGAGUUCUUGUCCAUGGUACUUCUGGAAGAUUCGUGCCACUAUCUUAUUUACUCCGUCUUGUUUAUAACUUCAGUUCCAGUUACUAUGGCACUUAUGCCAAUAUUUUUAUAUGGAUUGUUGCAUGCCAUCAAUUUCAUCACUCAGAUAUGUUAUGCACUAGGAAAAGCAACGAAUGUGGCUAACAAAAUGUCUGAGCUAACACGGCAACAUACGCAGAAUCUUCUGGGAAUUAUUGCAUGUUCUGAAAUCUUUUUAAUGCCAAUGCUUGUUGCCAUGGUAUUCAUGGGUAAGACUUCGUUCUUUCUGCCAUUCAUAUAUUACCGAUUUAUAAUGUUGCGUUAUGUAUCUCGCAGGAAUCAUUCUACAAAAUUGGUUUUCUACCAGCUUCGUGCUUCUCUUGAGCAAGCUGUGUCGAGUCCUAAUUGUCCACAGAUGAUCCGUAAUACAGUUCAUUCCAUUAUCAGUAUAGCUUGCCGACUAUGUCCUACAUCAGUUCAAUAA
Brugia pahangi is the source of this 825-nucleotide messenger RNA. NCBI's taxonomy places the organism in Eukaryota, Metazoa, Nematoda, Chromadorea, Rhabditida, Onchocercidae. The record is from the annotation of a GenBank genome assembly.